UAUUAUUAGCUGCUUUUUAAUUCGAAAGAAUAUAUUUUCAAAAGAUUUUACAGUAUUGCAGCCUGAAACGACUGUUGACGUUUCAAUAUUGUAAUCGGCCAAUGGGAAAAGAAUUCGCCUAGACUGACGUGCCUUUCGUCCAAUGGGGAGCCUCGGUGAGAGGGGCGGGAGCACGCCGGAGGAUCGCAUGUCGAGGGAAGGCGCUUUUGUUUUCCUUGGGAGAAAAGUCGUGGAACAACAUUUCAAAACAAGGGCCGUUACCACAGCGAGUUACAGAGUCCUCGGAUACGGCCUUUAAAAAUUCUAGGCAAUGGACUACACGAUGUUAAUGGAGGGGAACUGGAGCGUUUUCGAGCUCUUUUGACGUUUUUUUUCUGGAACAGUUCUUGGAGCUGCAGAGAUUGGAAAGGCGGAAGAAGGGAAGGACGGAAAGCCCAGUGAUGGAGCAGACCUGCUCUGCCUUUGUUUUCGAGCAGAUUCGUCACGGUGCUCGCUUUGACUUGAACCCACACGCCAGUUUAGACACAUUAUAAAACUUAGUUUUCUCAGUUUCUCCGGUUAAUGCCAUAAAUUCGCCAGCUGUCGGUGCCGGAGAGACUCAAAAUGGCGGCAGGCUGGCCCAUCCCCCAGGCCCUGCGCCUGCUGCUUCUCCUGCUGCUGCGGAGCGCCGACGGCCUGGACACUUGCCCUUCUCCCUGUACGUGUUCUGAAGGUCCAGAUGCAUCUCAGCUCCUUGACUGCAGUCGGAAAAGACUGCCCUCUCCCUCUCUCUCCAUUCCAGCUUGGAUCACUCAUGUCUCUGUGAAUCAUAAUGAGCUAUCAGGUGUGCCUUUUCUCGGAGAUGCUUCAUCAAACAUCACUGUGUUGUCUCUUGUUCAUAACCGGAUCACUGAAGUCGUGGCGGAGCAGCUUCUGCCUUAUUCAUCUCUUGAAAGUCUGGAUCUGAGCUCAAAUUGGAUUUUGGAGUUGAAAGCAGGAUCUUUCCCCCCUAUGCAGCUCAAAUAUUUGAAUCUGAGCAACAAUAAGAUCAGCUCUCUUGAACCAGGCUGCUUUGGCAACAUCAGCUCUUUGCUGGUACUAAAGAUAAACAGGAACAGAUUGUCUCUGCUGCCUGCUAAAGUCUUCACCCUUUCUCAGCUGCAAGUUCUGGAGUUGAAACGUAAUAAGAUCAGAGUGGUGGACAGUUUGAUCUUCAAAGAGCUGGAGGCUCUGAAGUCUCUGAAGAUGCAGAGGAACAGUAUCACUAAGCUGAUGGACGGAGCUCUUUUUGGCCUUUACAAUAUGGAGGAAUUGGAGCUGGAACACAAUAACCUGACGGAACUGAAUAAAGGUUGGCUCUAUGGCCUGCACAUGCUCCGUGUGCUCCGGGUCAGUCAGAACAACAUUGGCCUCAUUCGAGCUGAUGCCUGGGAGUUUUGCCACCGUCUAGAAGAGCUGGAUCUGUCCUAUAAUCACCUGAGUCGUCUAGACGACUGGGCUUUCACUGGGCUUGGGCUGUUGCAGAGUCUGAAUCUGAGCGAGAAUCGCAUCACACAUCUGGGAGAAGGAGUUUUCACUGGCCUGACAAACGUCCGCAUGCUAGAUAUCCGUAACAAUGAUGUAUCACUUGCUAUUGAGGAUGCAUUCUGUAUGUUUAUGGGCAUGAAAAAGCUCAACACAUUGGUCUUACAAAAGAAUAAGAUCAGGACCAUCACUAAAAGAGCAUUUGAGGGUCUGGGAGAACUAGAGCAUCUAGACUUAAGUAAGAACCGGAUCAUGUCUGUUCACCCUGAUGCCUUCGCUCAUCUGAAACUCAAAUCACUUGAACUGAACACGAGCAGUCUUCUCUGUGACUGCCAGCUGACCUGGCUGGGUCAAUGGCUGACUGACAGCCACUUCCAGCAGUCAUGCUCGGCUGUGUGUGCACACCCUGCUCGUCUAGCAGGCAGGAGUAUCUUCACUGUCAGGCCAGAAGAAUUUGUCUGUAAUGACUUCCCUAAGCCCCAGAUCAGUGGAAACCCCAGGACAGUGGUAGCUUUGAGAGGGACCAACGUCACUCUCAACUGUUCUGCCUUCAGCAGCAGUGAUUCUACCAUGAGUGCCUCUUGGAGGAAGGACAGGGAGGUGCUGUAUGAAGCGCUGGUGCACAACUAUGCCCGCUACCAGGAGCAUCAGCUCCUCUACACCAGCAUGCUCCAUCUUCUCAAUGUCAACUUCACAGAUGAAGGACACUACCAGUGUGUGAUUUCCAACCACUUUGGGUCCAACUACUCUACAGAAGCUAAGCUCACAGUCAAUGAGUUGCCUUCAUUCCUGAAGACACCCAUGGACCUGACGAUCCGCACGGGAACUGUUGCUCGAUUGGAGUGUGCGGCUGAGGGCCACCCGCCUCCCCAAAUCGCUUGGCAGAAGGAUGGUGGUAUCAACUUCCCUGCUGCCCGUGAGAGAAGGAUGCAUGUCAUGCCUGAAGAUGACACGUUUUUCAUCGCCAAUGUGAAAACGGAGGACAUGGGCGUGUACAGCUGCACUGCCAAGAACGAGGCAGGCAGCCUUUCAGCUAACGCCACUCUCACCGUGCUGGAGACUCCGUCGUUCCAGCGCCCCUUGGAAGAUCGUACUGUAGCGCGUGGUGAGACUGCAGUUCUCCAGUGCAUAGCCCGAGGAAGUCCUGCCCCCCGCCUCAACUGGACCAAAGAUGACGGCCCAUUGCUGCUGACGGAGCGCCACUUCUUUGCGGCAGCCAAUCAGCUGCUUAUAAUUGUAGAUGCCAGGCCGUCAGAUGCAGGGAAAUACACCUGUGUUAUGUCCAACACGCUUGGCACUGAACGUGGCCACAUCUACCUGAGCGUCUCACCCUCUGCCAACUGUGACCCAGCGAGCAGUGCCUACGACCAGGAUGGCUGGACCACAGUGGGCAUUGUGGUAAUGGUGGUGGUUUGCUGUGUGGUGGGCACUUCACUGGUAUGGGUGAUAGUCAUCUACCACAUGAGACACAAGAGCGAGGACUAUAGCAUCACCAACACAGAUGAGAUGAAUCUACCAGCGGAUAUCCCGAGUUACCUGUCUUCUCAAGGCACACUGUCUGAGCCUCAGGAGGGCUAUAGUAACUCUGAGGCAGGCAGCCACCAGCAGCUCAUGCCCUCCCUGGCCAACGGCUAUGCACACAAAGGCACUGACGGCAUGUGCUAUGGUGAGGUGGGUAGCGAGAUGGACCCCGAGGCCAGUGGCAUGCUUGGUAAUCGUGUUGGGUCUCUGUUUGCUGGCCGCAGCAGCUUCCACCCUGGCGAACCAAGGGAGGGACUGACACCUGUGCCCAAUGGUGGCACCAGUCCACUAGUCAUCUGCUCGGACUGUUAUGACAAUGCCAACAUCUACUCUCGCACACGGGAGUACUGCCCAUAUGCCUACCUGGGUGAGGACGAUGCACUCGCUGCCCAACUACCCCAGGACACGGCAUGUGACAGGCGGGUGGAGCGAGAGCAACAUCCCCAGCAUGAGGACGCAGCCCUUGAGAGCCUGAUUUGUCAGCAUGAUGCAUCCGCCUUCCUUGCCAGCCAUGAGCCCAGACUUUGCGUCUCACACCACUACAACAGCGAUGUUCCUGGCAGGUCGUUUUGGGGUGGCGUGGACCCGCACCCCUCUGUCCUGCCCCAGGGGCCAGUGACUGUACACAAGCCCCCUUUGGGGAUCUCUGGAGGUGAUGGCCACGAGCAGAGGAGUGGGGGCCUGGAAGAAGGCUCGUACAGGACUAACCUUCAGGAUCACAGCCCACCUCCCACAUAGAACCUACCCAUAAGCCGCUUUUUACCCCGCCAUGGCCCGCUGUGACCCCACAGUCAGCCCUCAGUCUCCAGCUCCAGCUUCUCUCCGUGUGCCCUUAAAUCCCACUACCUCCUCUGAGAAAACUCACAGUCUGCCAAAAAAAGAAAUCACCUCUCUCUUCUGUGUUUACAUUCCGUCCUGCCCCUUCAUUGGAACCCUCUGGGGUGUGUGUGUGUGUUUGUGUUUGUGUGUAUGUAUAUGCGCGUACGUUUUAUUGUGAAAAACCUUUCCAGGAUCUUCUAAUGAUCUUCCUUCUGAUUCCGUAAAAAAUUAUUCUUCUGGUUUAAGUUGAGGCUCUGAAUGUAACGUUUCCAAAAGCCUCACUCGCCUAGCCUUUAACUUGUCACUUUUUUUCUCACCUUUCCCGUGUUUAGGGGAGUUGGAACUCCCAUGUGUAUGCCAAAGCAUUGAACUAGCCCUCCUACUGCUGCCCUGGCUCUGAAAAAGGACCUGUUUGUGCACAGACUGUGAAAGGAUCCUCCCCAUGCAUCAAGGCUUAGAGUGGCUGACCCACCUGCCAGUUGUUAGAACCAUUUAAUGCCGUCAGGGAGCCAAAUAGCUGUGCUGCAUUUUUGUUUCCUCUUGGUCGCAUCUAGCAGGUGAGAGCGGCCCACGUACAUUAUUCCCUUGUAAGAGUGGAAAGCUAUUUCCCAUUUUCCAACCCAAUAUUGUAAGCUAAAGUUAACUGUCUUUGUCAAAUGAUGCAUUUUAUAUGUUUAGUGCUGGCCACAAAGCCAAAUAUAUACUCUAUUUUCUUCCUUUUUAUGAAAGGCACUAUAUCAGACGUUAAGAGGUAUGUUGCACCGUUGACAAUCGAUCUGCAGCAAUCUUACAGGGUUGGCCAUCUGCAUACUGAAUCCAUUCCCAUGUUGUCAUCAGUUGUCUGUUCUUUUUUUCAGUGCUUUCCUGUGCACUGAUUUGUAUGUAGUUCACUGGCCUGUUCUAGAGUUCUCCACUGAAACCAUCUCUCCCUGCUGUUGAAAAGAUGUGUGAACACAUACAUAAGGAUGAUUUUAGGCGUUUUUCCUUUCUCCCACGCAUUUUACCUGGAAAUGUGUACCAGCCUCAGUUUCAGCAGUUUGGAUGUUGUACUGUGUGUGUAUUUGCGCUUCAUUUGCAUAUACAUUUGGCCUUGAGAUGGAAUGAUUCCAAAUAUCUUCAGCCUGGCUGUGAAGCAAAGGCCUUAUCAAUUGUGUAACUGUAAUUCUUCUUAAAAGGUCCAUUCUGACUCUAGCCUCACUAAGAUGUCCGAGGGAGUUAGUGAUGGAGCAUUGGACAUGUCCAUAUCAGUGCCGUUGUCAGUAUUAAUAUCAUUCACACUAUGCUGACCUCAGAAAAUAAAGGUCUCGCAGUUUGCCUUCUAAUGAUUCAGCAGCGGGGAGUGGAGGGGCCAAAGAACUCAAUGCUGAGUUUUGCUGUUACCAAAAAGUAAUACAUCCUUUCAUUUACUGUAAUCUCACUUGGACCCAUGUUGGUCUAAAUCGGUUUCUACCUUGCUGAAAUACUGCAUUCCAAAAGGAUUCCACAACACAGUUGUAGACUUUGUGAUUUUUAGCACUUUUUGAAUCUACAAGCAUAGAUUGAUUUUCAUCGCAGUACGUUGUGUCAGUCACUAUCUCUCUCUGUUUGCAUUGGUCUGGUUUCACCCAAUCGGUACAAUCCUAAUAAUGCUGCACUUCAUAUAGUAGGAUGAUGCGUUCCAAAGAAUAUUUGUGUUUUGAGUGUGCGUGAGCUUGUGAGAGUGAGAGAAAUGGGAACUAACCAAGACAUGGGCGCAACUGAGGUACUCUUUAACAUAUUAUUGUGAAAUGUGUGUAUUGUGAAAUGCACUAAAACAUUGAGUCACUACAGUUAGAUACAGUAUGUAUCAGUUAUGUGGGUACUUUCCAUAUUUAUCAUGUGACGUGAAUAUGCUGUUGCCUAGUAUAUGUCAUUAUUUGGUGAUUAUUUCAUCCUGGUGCCAUGUUGUCACAUUCUGUUUGAAAUGGUUUUAAUUGUGCACCUAAAGUGUUCUCAUUUUUUACAUUCAUUUAUUUUGAUGAAAAUAAGUUGAUGCUUUUGUAUCGGUUUCUGUUAAAUCACUUACUCAAUGUGGUAUUGAUUACUAGCUGUUUUAUGAUUUGCACAUGGUUCUGUCCCGCGGUCCGCCUUACAGAUCCCGUAGUAGACUGGCCCCUGUUGCUAAUGUAAGUGACUUACAGUCAGUUCCUAUCGACUAUAGCAGCAUGUGUGGGGUUUCAGUAGCUUAUGGUGAGGUUUUCUAGAUCCUAAAAGCUAUUUAAGAUCAUCAGUAAUAGCUGUAGCACAUAUCACUGCAAUCACUUGCACACUUUUGCUGUCGGAAGAUUCAAAGUCAGUCCUAAACGUGACGUUACAGAUGUUAGUCGUGUUCUGAAUAACAGCAAUGAUACUGAACAAUGUAAGAUGAACUGCUCUUAUAAUUGAGGUGGUCUAUGUUUGUGAGAUUUUGUGUUGAACGGCAUGAGUUUGUUGUAAAAGCGGCAGAUAUUCAGAUGCAAUUUGGUUUGCACCAAAAGUCUCAUUCACACUACUCUCUUGAAUUAAAACCAAAGGUCAGCGUUAAUGCUUUCACACUAUUUCAGUGCUGCUUGUUUUUAUGUGUACUUUUUUCUUUUUAAUUUUGAAUAUUGUACCUGUACAUUCUGUAAAGCAUGUAUAAAGAACCUUUUUUGUUUCAUAAUGUUGCAUAUUCAGCUGACAUUUAAACAAUAAAAUGCAAAUUCUGAUGUACUAGAA
This is a messenger RNA of Colossoma macropomum (tambaqui), 6558 nucleotides long. RefSeq names its product leucine-rich repeats and immunoglobulin-like domains 2 (gene lrig2). The record is from RefSeq and is a predicted model, not a curated record. Lineage: Eukaryota; Metazoa; Chordata; Actinopteri; Characiformes; Serrasalmidae. The coding region runs from base 604 to 3762 and encodes 1052 amino acids. The transcript is spliced from 18 exons. Gene Ontology annotation, molecular function: protein binding.